AUGCAGAAAAGAAAAAUAAGCACAACAAGAACACUUUCCCCCAUAAGAACAUUUCGUCCCAUAAGAACACAUUCCCCCAUAAGAACAUUUUGCCCCAUAGGUAUUUUGGUUUGUUGGCACCCCACCGCCUGCCCCACCACAACAAUGUGUGAGGUAUGUUUGGCUUUUCCCUGGGAGAUGGAAGUGCGUAAGCUGUGCGCCGCGGAUGGACAGCCCUCAUUGCCAAAGGCGAGCCGUGGUUCACUUCAGAGGCUCGCGGCACCUGCCCCAGGAUGUUGGCAAAAAAAAAAGUUGAGGAGGGUACGGCACCCCGGGUUCCAGCGCCAUCACUGA
This is a messenger RNA of Trypanosoma theileri, 333 nucleotides long. RefSeq lists its product as uncharacterized. Bases 1 to 333 code for a protein of 110 amino acids. Lineage: Eukaryota; Euglenozoa; Kinetoplastea; Trypanosomatida; Trypanosomatidae. The record is from RefSeq and is a predicted model, not a curated record. The transcript has a single exon.